Messenger RNA from Coregonus clupeaformis (lake whitefish), 3062 nucleotides. RefSeq names its product zinc transporter 2-like. NCBI's taxonomy places the organism in Eukaryota, Metazoa, Chordata, Actinopteri, Salmoniformes, Salmonidae. The transcript has 8 exons. Gene Ontology annotation, molecular function: zinc ion transmembrane transporter activity. The coding region runs from base 171 to 1349 and encodes 392 amino acids. The record is from RefSeq and is a predicted model, not a curated record. Gene Ontology annotation, biological process: response to zinc ion; zinc ion transmembrane transport. Gene Ontology annotation, cellular component: plasma membrane.
UUUUCAGCAGACGCAGGCAUGAACCAGAUCAAUGUUGAGAGGCUGACGGAGUUAAAUUGGAGAGGCAGCGAUGUCAUAAGGACAGUGGCGUUUCCUUUUGGUUUCAUAGCCACUGUUUAAGCCUAUGUUUGAUUCUUACUAAACUUUCAGGAGCUGUUUUGAAGGAGAUUAUGGAUUCUGAGAAACACCAUCUCAUCGAGGAUGAUACUACAACACACUCAAUGACAUUACUAGGGCCAUUCCCUGGGUCUGAGGAAGACAAAUGUCCCAGUUCAACAGCAGAGACUGGAGACAGACCUGCUGCAGCUGACGGGUGGCAACCUGUUACUGCUACUGGUCACUGCCAUGAGAACAACAGGGUUUCGUGGACAGAGAGUCGUGAGAAGCAGCUGGCCAAGAGGAAACUCAUCAUCGCCUCUGUUGUCAGCCUGGUCUUCAUGGUUGGAGAGGUAGUCGGUGGCUACGCGGCACACAGUCUGGCUAUCAUGACCGACGCAGCUCAUCUCCUCACAGACUUCGGUAGCAUCAUGGUCAGCCUCUUCUCUCUAUGGGUCUCCUCCAGACCUCCCACCAAAGCGAUGAACUUUGGCUGGCAUCGCUCAGAAAUCCUGGGUGCCUGUCUGUCAGUGCUGUCCAUCUGGGCUGUGGCAGGAGUGCUGGUGUUCAUCGCUAUCCAGAGGAUCCUUAACGAUGACUAUGAGAUCCACAGCCAGAUCAUGCUCAUUACCUCUGGCUGUGCUGUGGGGGUCAAUGUCUUAAUGGCCCUAAUCCUCCAUCAGUCCAGUCACGGCCCCUCCUACCACCGACCCCAUGACGAUACAGUCAACCUAUCACACGGCCACUCUCACGGACUCCCUGGUGGCCAUGGCAACACCAGCGUGAGAGCAGCUUUUAUCCAUGUAGUAGGGGACCUGUUGCAGAGUCUGGGGGUACUGCUGGCUGCUACCAUUAUACACUUCUGGCCUGAGUAUAAAAUAGCAGAUCCCAUUUGUACCUUCAUGUUCUCUGUGUUUGUGCUGGGAACAACUGUCACUAUCCUGAAGGACAUCUUCAGGAUACUCAUGGAAGGGGUUCCUAAAGGUAUCGACUUCAACACUGUGAGAGAAAUGCUGCUGUCGCUGAGAGGAGUCAAGGCCACACACAACCUCCACAUGUGGGCCCUCACCUUGAGCCAGUCACAGCUCUCUGUACAUGUGGCUAUAGAGGAAGAUGCCAGUCCCCAGCUGGUACUCAUGGAGGCCACCAAGCUGCUGCAGUCAGAGUUUGGUUUCUCCAGCAUCACCAUCCAGGUAGAGCAGUAUUCAGUAGAGAUGGUCUACUGCAUGCAGUGCCAGGACCCCACGGACUGACACCACUACCACCAUGGGGGUUGAGACUGAACUAUAGGGACCACUAUGGGAGAUUGACUGACUGAAUCCAUGAUGGGGUUAUUUGAGAACCCUGUACUAAAUCUAGCAUGUGCUGGCUAGCUACUCAAUUGAGAUUUAUGUUAAGUUUGUCAUGACAGACCACUAUGGGGCCAAAGACUCUGCGGACGAGAGGGCCUUCUCUAUCCUAUGAGAGUGAAGAGUUCUUCAAAGCCAAUGUCUGUACUGUAUGCCUGUUACAGUAUGCUGUGCGAGGUCACACAACUUUAUUUCAACAGGGUGUACUGUACAUUAUACACCAGGAACAUGAGGUGCUAUCACUUCAUGUUCCUCAUAUAGCACUUCUGUGGGAAAGCUCCUGUUUCGAUCAAUAUUGGUUUUUCUAGUAAGAUAACAGACAGAUAGACAAGGUCAACAGAAAGUAUCGUUGUCACAAAUAAUUAACAUGUAACACAAGGAAUGUUUUAUGUAAAAUAUCUGAUCAUAUUAAAUAAUUACAUGUAUCAUAUUUAUUUAGUUUAUGUUAUAUAACAGGUGUUGAAUAUUAACAUAAAUACUGAAACAUUUCAAUCUCAAACAUUGUUUUUUUAAGCUCAACUCAGAGGCUUACGCUGAGAGCCGAAAGCAGCUCUAAGUUGAAAGUUUUCCUAAAUGCUCUUCAGUUUGUAGACCUUUCAGUUUGUAGACCUUUCAGUUGGUAGACCUUUCAGUUGGUAGACCUUUCAGUUGGUAGACCGAUCAGUUUGUAGACCUUUCAGUUUGUAGACCUUUCAGUUGGUAGACCUUUCAGUUGGUAGACCUUUCAGUUGGUAGACCUUUCAGUUGGUAGACCGAUCAGUUUGUAGACCUUUCAGUUUGUAGACCUUUCAGUUGGUAGACCUUUCAGUUGGUAGACCUUUCAGUUGGUAGACCUUUCAGUUGGUAGACCUUUCAGUUGGUAGACCUUUCAGUUGGUAGACCUUUCAGUUGGUAGACCUUUCAGUUGGUAGACCUUUCAGUUGGUAGACCUUUCAGUUGGUAGACCGUUCAGUUGCCUUAUUUCCCUCUACAUUCUUACUGAUUUACUACCAAGGUGAGACCGUGGUGAUUUUGUGGGACUUCACCGAGAGGGUGAGAUUCAAUCCAAGGCAUUUAAAAGACCAGCACACUGGAAAGCCGACAAUUCGGCUUUGAAAGGAAAUUUCCAUGACGUCCGCGGAGAUCACAUUCACUGUAGACAUUGCGCAUGUAGACAUCAAGCAUGAAUUACCUUUAAAAGUCAAGAGCCAUGCACUGCUCUAUAACGUUCCUUGAAUCCAGGACUUGGCUGUUCAGGCUCUGAGUAAUGUGUUAUGCCUGGGGAACAGGCGCAGGGCGUUCUGUGUUCUCACCUCCAUCACCGUCUCCAAGGGAACCCCUUUUAUCCUACUGAUGCACUCAGCACAGACACAGAUGUUCUUCGACUCAUUUCUCACCUACAGUAUGUUUAAGACACAAAUCAGAGAGAAGAGUAGUGUUAGUAAUACCAUCUCUAUAAAAUAUUCUUAGAUGUAUAAAUCACUUUCCAAAAUUAUUUGAUCUACGACCACUUUCAAACCAGGAUAAAGUCAAUUGUUUAUGGAUUUCAAUCUAUGCUGUUGCUUUGUUUUUCUCUGACGGUGUGUUGGACUUUGUUUUUCUCUGACGGUGUGUUGGACUUUGUUUUUAUUGUGUGUC